Molecule: messenger RNA, 1662 nt
Organism: Penicillium antarcticum
Lineage: Eukaryota; Fungi; Ascomycota; Eurotiomycetes; Eurotiales; Aspergillaceae
Exons: 3
Coding region: 1-1662 (553 amino acids)
Source: RefSeq, a predicted model, not a curated record
AUGUCGGAGGGGCCGUCCGAUUCGUCCAAUGUGCAUCUAGAGCCCCCCAGCAAGACUACUGAAUUGCAAGACCCAGGAGCUGAGGAUAACACAGCUUCAGAGAGCGGCGACGAACAUUUCUCAGAUGCCAGUGAAGGCCAGCCUGAGUCGCAGUCCAGCCCACAAUCCGGUCGCACUUCCCCUGUCCCGCGAACACGAGUCGAGAGGGUUGAUGACAGUGCACAACAUGGCGAGGUUCCCGGCACAUCAGCAUUCGAAAAGAGGGAGCAGGAUGCAGUCCCCGACGAAAUUGAAGUUGUUCCAGAGGGUGAAACUAGCUCAAACCAUUCGCCCGCGGGGUCAGAGGACCGUCCCUUACCCCCAGGAGGGUCGCCCAUCCCGCGGACGGUGGUUGAGAAGGUCGACCCAGAAGAAGCCAGCCAUGGUGAAGUGCCCGGCACAUCAGCACAUGAAAAGCGACUUGCGGAUGCUGUGCCUGACGUCGUAGUGAAGGCGUCCGACUCUGAGGGCAGCCCAACGCCGCCAGCAUUUGACCCUACAUCCCCAGCCCCUGAGGCCGAAACAAUUACAUCAGAACUCCCUGAAACACGACUAGAGCGAGUGGACACAUUACCUACUGAGGAAGACACCCAUCCACAAGCUCAUCAGAGCUCACCAAGUGACCCAUUACCGGAUUCGGUAGAAACGGUCCCAGAUGCCCCGGCAUCCACAGAAACGCUCUCUGCGAGCCACGAUCCUUUACCACAGGAUGAUAUAGAUGAUGACGAUUUUGGAGAACCAGAGCAAGGCGCGGACGACUUUGAUGAAUUUGUAGAGGAGCAGGAUGGCAUGGAAGACGAUGAUUUUGGAGAUUUUGACGACGGCUUCCAAGAGCCCAGCGCAGAGGACGCUGAAGCAGCUUCCACAGACGGAACAACAACACCUCAACCUCCCUCCCUCCCAUCAGUUCCCCCUCUCAUCGAUUUCGACACCAUCAAAUCCACAUCCGACCUUCUCACCUCCCUCCAGGGAACCCUAGAUAGCCUCUUCCCCGCCACUCACGACCUCAGCACCCUCUCACCCGUCGAACCAAUCCCAGAUUCAGCAGCAAUCUUCAGCACUGAGCGCUCCCUCUCACUGUGGUCACAGCUGGUGGCCCCACCACCACUCCAACCCCAGAACUGGGUGAAAUCCCGCAUCCGUCGCCUAUUCCUCGUAUCCUUAGGCGUGCCAGUCGACCUAGACGAGAUCCUCCCGGCCUCCAAACAGAAAAAGCUCAUCCUCCCCUCCAUCGACCUGGAAGGCUCAGGAGCAAAGAGCCCAGCCCCCCGCUCAACAAGCCAAACCCGAAAAGAAGGCGAUGGCACACCCGAUAAUGCCGAAAAGGGUCAGGCUCCCUCACGCCAAAAACCCCCCUCUACAUCCCGCCGUGGCGCCCCGCCGCCACCCGAAAUGGACCUUUCAGCCGUCCGCCGGCUGUGCGCGACUACAGAUGCCGCACUGAGCGGUCUUACAGACCCAGAAUUAGAAUCACAUGUUAAGGAAUUGGAGCACGUCACGCAGCGGGCCAGUUCGGUGCUGGAGCACUGGCUUAAGCGGCGAGAUGGGCUCAUUGGUGAAAAGGAGGCUUUUGAGGGCGUUAUUGAGAACCUCGUUAGUCAUGUGAGGAGAGUUAGGAAGUAG